CGUCGUCGUGGAUGUGCAUAUUUUGGGCCGACAAGAGGUGUGUAUUGUUGAGUUGCUGAGCGAUCGCAGCAUUAUUACGCUCGCGUGUUGAAAAAUCCCGUUCGAUCGAGCGCGAGUGCCCACAUAUUGCAUUGUGUGUUGUUGUUUUGUUGACAGUUACGUGCGUGCGGUAUUUUGCCGUGGCUUUCUUUUCCGUCCGGUGUUUUUUUUUGUUUCCCAGUUGCGAGUGAAAAUAAUAGUGCCAACAAACGAAGGGAUCGCACGAAGCAAAGGCGCGCAGUGAGGAAACCUGAAAGAAGAACCGAGUGAUCGUAUUGCUCAGCAAGAAAAAUAAAAUAACACAGAGAAUCUGGUUGAAUCGUGAUCGGGUGUGGUGUAAACAAGCGAUGGUCGAGUGAAGAAAUGGCCAAGAAGAAAUUGGAGAAUACCUCGAAAAACGAGUGAAGCCAACCGAGCGCCUCGCGGUGAUCAUUUGUGAGUGAGAACACGGGAACAAAAGAGGAAGACCAAAGUUGUCCGGAAGGGCCGAGAGAAUCGGGAGAAUCGUAGACUGAACCGCACACACAUUGGUCCGCACAAACGUAAAUCUAACGGGUUUUUUUUCGGUUUAAGUGCAUGUGGUCAGCAGCAGGAGCUGCUGGGCUGAUUUAUUGGAUUUAAUUACCGCGUUGCGUUUUGUGUUACCACGAACGAAGGGCUUCAGUCAGCAGCAACGCAACCACACGCGAAGGGAAGAAACGAGUGACGAGAAGCAAUCUGUUUUGAAACGAAAAAGGAGAAAAGAAAAAGAAAAAAAAAGACGAGCGAAGUAAGAAGAAAGCUCAACAAGUGUCUUAUGGUGGUGUGGAAUUGAAUUCUUGUGUUGCAGAAAAGUGCAUGAUAAAAACAAGUGGAAAGAAGUGAAGGGUAAAAAAAGUGCGUCAAGUGCUGCAUGAAAGUUAUCAAGUGAAAGAAGAAAAAAAAACGCGCUGAGAGAUGAAAGAGAAAAGAAUGCACAACCUGGCUGCAGUUGUUGUAGCGCCAAAAAUGUGUGACCUACUUUUGGCGGUCGCUUUUGUGGCACUUUUCAGCGCCUCGGUCGGAGCCGCUCAGAGGCAGCCUGUGUUUAUCAACAAGUGCUGUCGGGUUGGUGAAUAUUACGACGAGUCGCAGCAGCUUUGCGUAGCCGGUGGCAUCCAGAAGUGGGUUCCGAAAAUAUUUCUUCCAGCGAAAAACCAAAUCUACACCGAUGUGGGCAACGCUCCGGCCCAUAUGAAGUUCCAGGAGAACAGACGACCCGAGGGUUGCAAGAUUACCGCCUACACGACGGAUCAGGUGCUGCUGAUGGGCAAUGGGUCACUGUUCCUCAGCCAGAAGCACUCCCUCGUUUCGUCGCCCGAGUACUGUGUGGACGAGAAAGUUGCGCUCGUUUGUGCCCGGGACAAUGGCAUGGAUUCGCUGCAGGCUCCCGAGAAGACCAGCAGUGUGUGGCGCUGCUGCGGGCCAAGUUUCGCCUAUGACGAGAGCAAUCAGACGUGUGUCAAGCUGAACCAGUCGCACGUUAACUACAGCUCGCGGAUUGUUACGUCCGCCCAUGUGGAUCUGAGCUUUCGGUUUCCCGACUGCGAGAAGCAUGCUAUUGCGGGGAUCUUCCGGCCGGAUGCGCUCCAGGAGGACACCGGCUCGGUGACGAUUGAUUCGGGCAAGAUCUUUGCCUCGCAUGAGUACUGUCUUGAGCAGGCACUGGAUGGGAAAAGUGUGUAUGUGUUUUCCUGUGUGGAGCAUCUGCAGCCGGAUUCGGUGCCGAUCAAAAAUCAGGACAUUAAGUUCGCCCUCUACGCAGCGGCCCUCCUCAUCUCGGUGAUUUUCCUCGCGGCCACUCUUGCCACCGGCUACCUGGUGACCUCGCAGCAUCACGUCCUGCACUGGCGCUGCCAGACGCACUAUGUCGCGUGCCUUCUCAUCGGGGAUCUCUUCCUGGCCAUCGUCCAACUGUCCAGGGAUUCCAUCACCGGUUCGGCCUGCACAAUGAUCGCCAUCACGAUGCAUUUCUUUUUCCUGGCGGCUUUCUUCUGGCUGAACACAAUGUGUUUCAACAUCUGGUGGACUUUCCGUGAUUUACGCCCGACGUCGCUGGAGAAAAGCCAGGAAAUUUGUCGCUUGCGGAUCUACGAAGUCUACGCCUGGGGUGUGCCACUGGUCAUUGCCGGCGUGGCAGCGAUUCUAGACAACAUGCCGGACACCGUCUAUCUGCGGCCUCGGUUUGGCGAGCGAACAUGCUGGUUCUAUGGUGACAUGGAGAUACUGACCUACUUCUUCGGUCCGGUCGGCAUUCUGCUGUGCAUCAAUUUGCUGCUGUUCGCCUCCACCGCCCGGCAGCUGACCUGUGGCCUAUGGAAGCGGGAUGAUGUCAAGUCCACCACGGAGCGCCGCGGUCUGGUUUCUUCUCCCUCUUACAGUGCUGCCCUGGGUCGUGUCUGCAUGAAGCUGGUCGUCGUAAUGGGCGUCACCUGGGUCGCCGAUGUGGCCUCGUGGGUCUUCGGUGGACCCGACUACAUCUGGCUCGCAACGGAUCUGAUCAACGCUCUCCAGGGAGUGUUCAUCUUCAUCGUCGUCGGCUGUCAACCGCAGGUCUGGUCCGCAAUAAAGCGUCUGUGGAACUCGAAAACGGGCCGUUCCCUCACCAACACCACCCACGGUCCGCAGCACUCCAGUUCCUCCCACGGGCUGCCGUCGAUGGGGGAGUCCAUUACGAACAACACCUGCACGAACAAUACGACCACGACGACCAACUCCCAGAACCGGGUCCCCAUGGAGACCGUCUGCUAGGCGGCACAGAGUGGAGGACACGAACGACGAGCGCCAGUGGGCUCGGACUGAUUUGGACUGAAAUUAACCUGCUACUAACAGUUUCGGGAACCCACGCACAAAACUCCAGUUCUUGACUGUGGGCGGUAAGCUUUCUCAUUUUUCAUCGUGUUUUUUGGAAAAGUUUAUAAUGCAUUUACAGCAGCAAUACCGCCAAUAAUAGGAGUAGUAGUAUACAACACAAUAAUAGUAUUUAAGCGAGAAAAUUAAAGCAGGAUUUUAAUUUUUGUGAUCCACCAACGCAUGAAGGGGAAUGGAACUUGGACUUUCGAUCGAUCGAUCAAUCGAUUAGCAACCAAAUGAACUUGUUUGGGCCAUAAGACAUGAGAGAAAGAUGGUGAACUGAAAUGAAAGCGAACAGUCUUUUAGUUUUUUUUAUGUACAUAUUUUGACUGCCGAUCCCGCGGAUGAUUAAGAUGCUUUUAUGUAUAUUUUUGAAGCAAGACUCCUCCCCCUCUAUCCCCCUCUUUUUUUUAAGGUUGUUUCCGUUUCAUGUUAAGAUGUUGAGCUUUAAUUAGUAGGAUAACCCAAAUCUCUCAAACAUUUAUCUUUUAAUCCACUGACUAACACAUCCCGAGAGGGACUUGUUUGAUCGCCUCCAGUUUAUUUGUUCGUUUGUAAAUAUUGUAAUAUUUAUUCAUUGUGCUCUAGUUUAAGCAUGACUCACAGAGAGAGAAAGGCAACAGACCAGAAAGUAAAGAACAAGCGAAAGUCGUCGGCACAAAUUUUCGACUGAAGUAUAACCCAAACACACAAACAAAUUUGACGUUGUUUACACGAGAACUUUUAUUCGAAACUUUUUGACGCGUAUCAUAUAGACAAACAUAACACGAAUAUCGAAGCAUGUUUUUUGGAGAUAUUUUAUCCUUUGAGACGUUCUACAAAAUGUGUAUCACUACUGUCGAAAACGCAUAACCGAUAUGAAUACAGAGUUCAAACAGAUAUAUUAAACCCCUUUGAAAUCGUAGCAGAGGUUAUUAGAGGAAAGUCCUCCCACCGCGGUAAAAGUGAUUGAUACAAACUAACUCAUACAGAUCGAACAUAAUCAUCAUUAUUCAUCGAUUCAUUUAUUCGCAGCCGGAACACAAAAUCCCAAUGCUAUACGAAACUGUAACGAAACACCACUGUCGCACUAUCUCUAGUCCAAACAAAAAAAAAACAGAAACAAAACUCCAUCAGUAUAUUAUAAUCUAUCAAACACCGAAUCGCAGCAGCUAGAACAAUUCUAUCAGUAGUUAUUCGAAUUCCUUCCACUUCUUAA
Toxorhynchites rutilus septentrionalis is the source of this 4108-nucleotide messenger RNA. RefSeq names its product probable G-protein coupled receptor Mth-like 1 (gene mthl1). The transcript has 8 exons. Gene Ontology annotation, cellular component: membrane. Gene Ontology annotation, molecular function: G protein-coupled receptor activity. Bases 976 to 2808 code for a protein of 610 amino acids. NCBI's taxonomy places the organism in Eukaryota, Metazoa, Arthropoda, Insecta, Diptera, Culicidae. The record is from RefSeq and is a predicted model, not a curated record. Gene Ontology annotation, biological process: cell surface receptor signaling pathway; G protein-coupled receptor signaling pathway.